CUCUUUCGCAGGAACAUGUUGCGGUGAAAUGAAUGGGGAUACCGGCUGGUAAAAGUGCGUUUUGAUCUCUCAUCCCCAGCGGCCUGCCCACUGUAUUUCGAGGGGACUCCAUUCCGUGUAUUUCGAUUGACCGACCUGCGGAGUAGACCCGGCUUCUCUGUUGGACCUUAAUGAGAGGUGUGCCUCGUAGGGAGCGAUCGCUUUGCGGUUGCGGCUGCUUCCGCGAAGGUCAGACCCUGUUUAUCUUCUCAGCCUGAAUGAUGCCGAUGAACUUUAAUCGCACGGGGCUGCAGCACGACAUCUAUGGAUUCCUUUACAUUCCUAGAUAUUAUUAGAUUUCCUGGUGCCAGGGAUUGCUGACAACUCGUCGUGUCUGCAUGUAGACACCCAGCAGGGGAAUCGUAGGUUCUGCGACUCGGCCAACUCGCCCACAACCUUGGCUGUAGAGCCUGCCAGCCAUGGCGAAGAGCGCGGAAAUCAAGCUGGCUGUUUUUGGCAGAGCCGGCGUGGGGAAAUCAGCUCUUGUGGUGAGGUUUCUGACCAAGAGGUUCAUCUGGGAAUAUGACCCUACACUCGAGUCCACUUACCGUCAUCAAGCUGUUAUUGACGAUGAGUCUGUGACAAUGGAGAUCUUGGACACGGCUGGACAGGAGGAGAUGCUGCAGAGGGAGGGCCACAUGCGCUGGGGAGAUGGCUUCGUCGUUGUGUAUGACAUCACUGACCGUGGCAGCUUCGAGGACGUCGUGCCACUCAAGAGCCUCCUGGAGGAGGUGAAGAAGCCCAAGCAGGUGACCAUGAUGCUGGUGGGUAAUAAGGCCGACCUGGAACAUGCCCGGCAGGUGAGCACAGAGGAGGGCGAGCGGCUAGCGGCUGAGCUGUCCUGCGGCUUCUUUGAGUGCUCGGCCUGCACGGGCGAGGGCUCCGUCAGCGAGGCCUUCCUGGAGCUCUGCCGGGAGGUGCGGCGCCGCCGCAUGGUGCAGGGCAAGGCCCGCCGCCGCAGCUCCACCACCCACGUCAAGCAGGCCAUCAACAAGAUGCUCACCAAGAUCAGCAGCUAGAGGGCCACUGCGCCACCCCCCACCUGCCACGCUCACACAAAAACAGUUGGCGAGAGAAAUUCAUAGUAAGGCUGCACAUAAGUUUCCUUGGAGAUGAAUGGUGAACGAUUUCACUCAUGGGAUUGGAAAUAAACACAGGGCACCCACCCUUUCCUAAGAGCGCUCAUGAAGGCUUGUUGUGCAUGCUGAGCAGCGCCGUCAGAGAAAAAACCAGCAGAGAAACCACUUUGACAAAAAAGUUGACAAUCGAAGGAGACGUCUGCAAACUCAGCGGCAGUGCCAGGGUCUCCUCACUGCUUUGUUUUUUCUUCUCUGCGUACUCUGGCUAUCAC
Messenger RNA from Brienomyrus brachyistius, 1390 nucleotides. RefSeq names its product ras-related and estrogen-regulated growth inhibitor. The transcript has 5 exons. The coding region runs from base 459 to 1058 and encodes 199 amino acids. The record is from RefSeq and is a predicted model, not a curated record. NCBI's taxonomy places the organism in Eukaryota, Metazoa, Chordata, Actinopteri, Osteoglossiformes, Mormyridae. Gene Ontology annotation, molecular function: GTP binding; GTPase activity.